ACCAAAUGCGCUCAUGUGCUAAUCCUACUGUGUUAGAGGAGGCAGUAGAAGGUCCCGCAUUAAUGACACAGCACUGAAUGUCAAGCCUCGACACAGAACAGAGCGGGCUGGUUAUUCAGAUCAAUGAAGCUCCUUCCUCUGCAGCAACGAUUCUUCUCUGCUCCCCCUCCCUCCCUCAGCCCUGCAAGGAACACUCCUCCCCUCCUUCCUCCGCAGAGCCGGAGCUUUCUCCCUCUUUAAAGUGUGUUCUGGCUCCCAGUCUUCCACGGUGCAUGUUUCCCUUCGUGAGGGGAGAUUUCUGAGCUUGUUCGUGUCAUGACACAGCGCAGCGCAGGGUCGAAGUGGUCGUCUCUAGCGCCACUGGAACGCCAGUGCCCAGGACUCUUUUCCAGUGCUCUGAGUUUGGUUACAUGAAAUAUGCGAUGUUCGCAGGAGUGCCCGGUUCUUUUUCUGCUUCUGCACUUUGUUUUCAUUUUGGCAGCCGGCCACGAAGAGCUCUCCGACUCCGGCAGACUCCUCUCCCUCUUUGCAGAGCAAGGUCAGUUGUCCCAGUCAGGGUCAGAUCUGUCCAUUGUCCACCCAGAGAAAACCAACGCUGAUGGAGAGUUCAUCUCCCACUCCCUGUCUCACCACUUCAGGGGUGGUAGAGUCAGGCGUGACCUGCGACCCCUUGCUUUGGAGGGGCAGGUUUACUAUAAGGUCAACUACAAGGGCCGAGCUUUAAUGUUCAAUUUGACUGCAAACAAUAACCUGGUUUCGAAUGACUACGUCCUGGAGAGGAGGAACGGCAGUGCCAACAGGACCGAGCGUGGUCUCUCCGGGGGGAAUUCCUGCCACCUCCUCGGUAUGGUGGAAAACUCUGAUGUGCGAGGAACUGCUGCCAUCAGCACCUGUAGAGGACUGAGAGGCUUCUUCUCCCUGCCGGAGGGACAAUAUUUCAUUGAACCUGUCCAGAAAUCUCCUGAUGAUCCUGCAGGGACUCCAGAGCCCCACAUCGUCUAUCCGAGAGUUACUACAGGAAGUCACAGAAAAAAACGCAGCCUCGAGUCCAAGGAAACACUCAGCCCCUGUGGAGUCCAAGAUGCCCCAAGUGACUCUGUCCAGGUGGAGAGGGAAAGGGAGGAAUGGGAGAGGGAGCAGCAGAGCGGGGAGGAUCGGGCUCAGUCCCGCUCGCAGCGCUCAGUCAGCAGAGAGCGGUGGGUGGAGACCAUGGUGGUGGCUGACUCCAAACUCAUCGAAUAUCACGGCAGUGAUAAUGUGGAAUCCUACAUCUUCACCAUCAUGAACAUGGUGGCCGGAAUCUUUCAUGAUGCCAGUAUUGGGAAUGCCAUCCAUGUCAUCUUGGUGCGCCUCAUUUUGCUACAGGGAGAAGAGAAAGGGUUGAAGAUUGUUCACCAUGCAGACACCACUUUGGCCAGUUUCUGUGCUUGGCAGAAAAACCUCAAUCCUCAGAGUGACACGCACCCAGCUCAUCAUGACCUGGCUGUGUUGGUCACUAGGAAAGACAUCUGUGCUGGAAUGAACCAGCCCUGUGAGACGCUGGGUCUGUCUCAUCUGUCUGGGAUGUGUCAGCCACACCGCAGCUGCAACAUCAAUGAGGACUCAGGACUACCUGUCGCCUUCACCGUGGCACAUGAAAUGGGCCACAGCUUUGGAAUUCAUCAUGAUGGCCAGGGGAAUGACUGUGAGCUGGAAGGACGGCACCCGUUCAUCAUGUCCAGACAGCUGAUGUAUGACAGCUCUCCUCUUACUUGGUCUUCAUGCUCCAAAGAGUACAUCACACGCUUCCUCGAUCGUGGCUGGGGUUUCUGUCUGGAUGACCGACCUUCCAAGAGGGACCUAACCACCCCACUUGCUCGCCUCGGUGUCCGCUACACCACACACCACCAGUGCCAACUCCAAUAUGGCCCAAAUGCUACCUUCUGCCCUGAGGUUGAUAACGUUUGCCAGAUCCUUUGGUGUUCAGUGAAUGGCUCCUGUCGCUCCAAACUGGACUCACCUAUAGAUGGCACUCGCUGUGGACCAGAGAAGUGGUGCAUCUCAGGAGAAUGUGUGAUUGUGGGUAAACUCCCAGAGACCGUAAAUGGAGGCUGGGGACAGUGGAGUACCUGGUCUCAUUGCUCCAGGACCUGUGGAACAGGUGUUCAGUCAGCGGAGAGGGAAUGUAACAACCCCAAACCAGAGUUUGGAGGCAAGUACUGCACUGGGGAAAGGAAGCGCUAUCGGACUUGUAACACAAAACCCUGCCAGAAGAAUAAGCCUACCUUUCGAGAGAUGCUGUGCAGUGAGUUUGACACCGUGGCCUACCAAAAUGAGCUCUACCAGUGGAUUCCUGUGUCUAACCCAUUAAAUCCCUGUGAGCUGCACUGUCGACCAGUCAGUGAGUAUUUUUCGGAGAAGAUGCUCGACGCCGUGACGGACGGAACGCCGUGCUUCAUGAACAACAAGUCCAGAAACAUCUGCGUCAACGGAGUGUGCAAGGAGGUAGGUUGUGACUAUGGCAUUGACUCAAACGCAAUGGAGGAUCGCUGUGGAGUCUGUUUGGGUGACGGCACAAGCUGCGAGACGGUCUAUAGGUCAUUCGAUGAAGCAGAAGGCUUCGGGUACAUGGAUGUGGGUGUGAUACCUGAGGGGGCGCGGGACAUCCUGGUAAAGGAAGUAGAGGAGGCAGGUAACUUCCUGGCUCUGAGAAGUGAGACGUCGGAGGAGUAUUUCCUCAACGGCAACUACAUCAUACAGUGGAACGGGGAGUACGAGGCCGGCGGGACAACGUUCUACUACGAACGCAGCGGAAACAUGGAGAACCUCACCGCUCCUGGACCCACCAAACAGCCAGUCAUGCUCCAGUUGCUGUUUCAGGAGAAGAACCGGGGUAUAAAGUAUGAGUACACCAUUAAGAAGACCAAAGAGAAAGGAAAUGAGAUCAUCGAACCUAUUUACAGUUGGAGACAUGGGGCGUGGACAGACUGCAGCACCACCUGUGGCUUAGGUGAGCAGCACCAGCCUGUGCGGUGUUUUGAGAUAGAUGUGGGUGUAGUGGAUGAGUCUCUGUGUGACCAAGACAGCCGUCCAGAAGACAGGCACCGAAAAUGCAAGACUAUGGAUUGUCCUGCAAGGUGGUGGGUUGGGGGUUGGCAGCAGUGUACAGCCACCUGUGGAUCUGACGGUGUGAGAAAGCGAACGGUGCUCUGUGUCCGUACGGUUUCAGCGGAGGAAAGGGUGCUCCACCCUGUGGAGUGCAAGCAUCUCCUUAAACCCAAACCUGUGGUGCCGUGCAACAGAGACGUACCCUGUGGACAGGACUGGGUGGUCGGGAACUGGGAAGAGUGCCCGGUCACAUGUGGAGGGGGGGUUCGCUCACGCACUGUCACGUGUGCACUAGCACCCAAAAAGACCUGCGAUCUCUCAACCAAACCUCGGUCCAGAUCACUGUGUGCCCUGCAGAGCUGCCCUAACUCAAGUCUACGUAGACGACCCGGACCUCCCCCUAAAUACCGACGCAUUUACCCAAAUAAGAACCACCCCACCAAGCAUCCUGGUUCACCUACCUGGGCUCCUAUGAGCACCACGGCCACAGCUGCACCCACAGCUGCUAUCACUGUGAGGAAAAAAACAGCCACCAAAGAAUCUACAACUGCUUUCAUCCCUACCACCACAUCCCUUUCAACCCCUGAAACCACAAUCACUGACACAGAGGAGUAUGAGUUCAAUGUAAUAUUGAGGAAAAAUGGGAAUAAGAGGGGGAGACUUUUCCCUUCUAAAUUCAAUUCUACGGAAAAGGACAGGAAAGCAACUGAUGAGGAAAAGGAAAACAUGGAAGGAGAGGAGGGAAGUACGCCAAAUGUGCCGAUGUACACUCCAGGAUAUGAUUAUGUUGUUGAGGAUAGGACAACAGACGAGGAAGGGAUCAUUGACCUGGAUGUUUUUACCACAGCCACAUCACUCAAAAAUCCCCUUAAAUCAACCACUUUACAAACAACUCCACCUACCAUGCACACGACCCGAACACCCACCACAACUACCUUCUCCACCCCACACACCAGUAGUGAUACAUCGGUAGAGACCACUCACCGUUUAUCCAACCCCUACGCCAGCCCGCACAGUCACUGGACACGCAGGGUUCCCGGCACCACUCCGAUGUACAAGAGCCACUCAGUCCCAUCGAAAACUGGCUUCCACACAACCCAAGCUCCUUCAACAACUGCAAGAAAACUAUUCACCACUGCAGCAUCGCCUCAGCCCACAGUAAAGAUUAUUAAACGGAAGAAACCUGCUGUGACACCCAAGAAAAACAGUUUAGCCUCUCGUGCUAAAAAGCCCGCUUCACGGUCCAAAGGCAGUCGCUCCAAAAGCCAAAACCAGCAACCAGAAAGUCCCAUGAGUCGCUCCACCAGUGACCAAAGCAACCUGAUGGCCAGAGAGCCAGUCAGCAUGGAUAUAUUCUGGGUUGUAGGAAACUGGAGCGAGUGCUCGACAACAUGUGGGAUUGGCGCAAUAUGGCGAACUGUCAUGUGCAGCUCCCAGAAUGAUGAGGACUGUGCCAACAUGAAGAGACCUGAGCCUGCACGUACAUGUCAGCUGCAGCCUUGUGCCACCUGGCAAAGUGGCAGCUGGAGCAAGUGUCCAGAUAACUGUGCAGCGGUGGGAAGGAGGUACCGUGAUGUCCAAUGUGUCGAUUCUCAGAAUAAACGUCCCCUCAGACCUUUCCACUGUCAAGCUGUGUCCAGCAGACCCCCCAGCACCUUGAGUUGCCCUCACAAGCCCUGUAUGACCUGGAGUGUAUCACCCUGGGGACCGUGCUCUGGCAGCUGUGGCGAAGGCAUCAGGGAGCGGCUGGUGUAUUGUCCUGAGCCCAAUCGCUGUAGCACCACACUGAGGCCGAACGGCACAGAGCCGUGCAGUCUAAAGCCCUGCACUCAUUGGAAGACUGAGGACUGGGAGAAGUGUAGUGUGAGUUGCGGUGGGGGUCAGCAGCAGCGCCAAGUCAACUGUAUGAGUGACGGAGAUUUGGCCGUAAUGCCAAACAGCCUCUGUGAGAAGAUUUCCAAACCGGAAAUACUCAGAAAGUGCAAUAUGCAGGAAUGCAAGACCAACGCAGGUCCAGUUUGUAGGAAGAACACUAUGUCCUCACGUUUCUGUGACAAGCUGAAGCUACUGGGUCGCUGCUCACUCAGGUCGGUCCAAAGACAGUGUUGUGUCACCUGUGGGCCAUAGCCAGGGAUACACACGCACAUAUAUUACCAUGGGUACAUCCCAACUCCAGUGACAUUUACUGUAUCUUCAUGCAGUGCUGGCGUAAAGCCAAGCCAUCCACAGACCGACACCUCUGAACCAAAGUGCUAAUGACCGCAACACUACAACAACCACAUCUUAAUCAGCACAAACAAAAUUGGGUCAACUAAGAGUUAUUUUUAAAUUUUUCUUUCUUUUUUUUUUUUUUUUUCUUUUACCUAUUUGGAUAACUUUUUCCGAUGAAAAAUUUUGCUAGGAGGCAUUACCAAAGUGAGCAAGAGAACAAGCUGGAACACCGAUGAUGAAUACACAUUUGGACCAUAAGAAAUGUUAGAGCUUAAUGUUCAUAAAGCCAUGUUGAGGUGAGCAGAAAUGCUUAUCAGAAUUAAAAUAUUUAUUUUAUUUUAAAAAAUUGGGGAAAGUACAAUGAUUCAGUCAAAACAUACUUAGAAAACAUUUAAAAAAGCAAAAUUACUAAUUCAAAAAAUAAUCCAGAAGCACAAUUCAAAAGUUACGCGAGCUCAGGCCGAUACAAGAGCAACUCCUACACAGUUGUGAUGAAUUAGACUGUAACACAAGUAUAUAUAAUGCACUUUCUUUAUUCAGAAAGAAAAAUUCUGUUAUGACCUACAGUACAAAUCUUUCUGGGCCAAAGGUGCUUUUAUAAUCAAGGUGCUGAUGAUUCAAGAGUCAUGUAUUUUUUAUUUCAAAGUGAACUGGUAAAAUCAGAAUGUAAAUAAAGAUUUUUUUGUGACCUCUUAAUUAAAUUGUUAAUAGUAAUGAUAAUCGCUGUGUUUUUUUUUACACGCUUUAUUCUGCUUGAAUUGUGGUUCUGUCCUCAGAGCUGGCACUGUGUGUUUACAUUGUACUGGGUUCAAGUUCCCGCUUUAGUCAUUUUUGUUUCAAUUGUCAAUGAUGAACUCAGCCGCAGACCCUGCACAGUUCUCAAGCUGAACCUGUGGUGCUCCUCCUUUGGUGUGAGAUUGACCCGUGAGAAAGAGGUGUUGCAGGUCAUCCCUCUCAGGUCCCUCUAAAGAUGGCCACUGUGUUUGUAUGAUAUUGUACAGGCAUUACCAUUGUCAUGUAUCUGGUAAAUCACCGUGACUGAUUUGUCCUCCAGACGUCUCCAUCAAGAAAUGUCAUGAUAAAAGAUGUUUGUGACACAACUGCUUUGUA
Messenger RNA from Xiphias gladius (swordfish), 6408 nucleotides. RefSeq names its product ADAM metallopeptidase with thrombospondin type 1 motif, 12 (gene adamts12). Gene Ontology annotation, molecular function: metalloendopeptidase activity. The transcript is spliced from 24 exons. Bases 418 to 5214 code for a protein of 1598 amino acids. Gene Ontology annotation, cellular component: extracellular matrix. The record is from RefSeq and is a predicted model, not a curated record. Gene Ontology annotation, biological process: proteolysis; extracellular matrix organization. NCBI's taxonomy places the organism in Eukaryota, Metazoa, Chordata, Actinopteri, Istiophoriformes, Xiphiidae.